Molecule: messenger RNA, 2511 nt
Organism: Pristis pectinata (smalltooth sawfish)
Lineage: Eukaryota; Metazoa; Chordata; Chondrichthyes; Rhinopristiformes; Pristidae
Gene: fam204a
Product: family with sequence similarity 204 member A
Exons: 12
Coding region: 684-1373 (229 amino acids)
Source: RefSeq, a predicted model, not a curated record
AAAACAAAGUUCCUGGCACAGUCCAUGGUUGGGAUGUAAUUCCUCCUGUCAGCUUUACAUACAACAGGUCUGAUAAAAGUGGACACGGAGAAAGGCAUAAUUGCCCUCACAGGACUUUGGAAAAAGAUGCAUGUUUUAGGAGUUUACUGAUGCAAGAUGAAGAUUUAUUGGGAAAGCAGCAGCAUAUCACUGGUAUAAAGCUCACUGGAGGAAAUGAAGUAAUAAGGCCUCUGAAAUGAAACAAUACAGAUCUUUCCAAUUUAAUUUGCAACUGCCUACAAAACCAGAGCUAUCCUGAGCACAAGGACAGAUAUCCUGCUACUACGCUCAUUGUUUACAUCACAUUGGAAUGAGGUCAAGUUCUAUUUCAGUGUACUUCAAUAGACUGACGUCUGAGCACAACAAGGGAGUGCCGUGACUUUGGAAUGCACUUAAUGAAGAGAUUGCAAGGCUCCAACUGGGUAACGAGCAAGCGUGUAAGGCUGAACGAGGCAUCACAAUGGAACAGAUCAGAUGAUGCCCAAGAUGCUACACAUUGUACAACUUCCUUGUCUGGUUCAUAUUAAAACCUAAUAAGACUAAGGCAAUGAAAGCUUCAUCCAAAAAGCAACUUUUAAUGAAGAUAAAUCAAAGAUCACUUGAAUGCUUGCCAAGGCUCCGGAUAUAACCCCCCAGAAGCUGUGAUGGUGGAUUCCACAGACCAAAAACCUAUCUGCGUGCUCCCAGAAGAGAGUGGCAAUACAAGUAAAUUGGAUAGUUGUUUGAAGGAAAAGAAAUCUUCAGACGAUAUGAAAGAUGUAACUGAAGAGUGCCCAUCUGGAGUUUCUCUGCAACUAUGGAAAAAAUUUCAGGAAUUGAAAGAACGAAGGAAAGCUAUAGCUCAACCUUCAUUAAAAAAGAGGGUGAGACGAAAACGAAAAAUUGCUGCUGCAGAAGGCCUGAUAAAUGUGGGAAGGAAUAGCGAGGAGCCUUCCAUCAAAAUGCAGAAAUCCGAGGAAGAGCAGAAAACUGAGACUGAAAGCAGUGAGCUGGCCAUGAGAGAGGCCCACUGGAAUGAACUAAGGCAAUAUUUUGGAGCAAAUGAUAGAUUUAAGUCUCCUGCUUGCAGCACAUCUCGUUCAAAGACAAGUCUGGAAAAAAACCUUGACAAGGCCAUUGCUACAGGGGAUAUAGAUGAAGCGGAGCGGUUGAGUGACAACCUUGCUGUUCGUAAGCUGGGUGUGCAGAUUGCAAAGGCUGUCGAUUGUCGUGAUUUUGCAAAAGCCAAACAAGAGGCUGAAGCUUCUCAGCAGGCCCUAAAGAAGAAGCAACUUGCAUGGGGAUUUGAAGCUAAGAAGAGAUGGGAGACAAAGAGUAACAUGGGCUAUAUGUGAAGUCAUGACACAGGAUGAAAAUUAAGUGAGCACUGAGAUGUGAAACACUUGACCUGCACUUGCACUCUCAAUCCAAUCUCAAGGGAGUCAUCUGGAAGCACUUUACAAGAAUAUAACAAUGAUUGUGCCCUGCUGCUUCCAUGGCUGUACAAUAACUGAUUGAGAAUGAUUUAGCCUUCAAGUGUUUAAAAUUUGAACAUGGUCAAGAAGCUUGAAAGAAGAUUUUGCCAUUCUAUAAAUAACCUUCAGCAGGCCCAGUUGUAUCUUUUGCUGAGACAAUUUCAUAACGUGAACAAUAAAACAAUAGUUGUUUCUGUCUGCCCACAAGCUCAACCACUGUAAGCUCUGUUUACAACUGGAAGGCUGUAUUUUCAAGCCUUGAGAUUCUCUCUGAGGUAAAAUGUUUGCCUAUGUGGGGUGAACUUUAUCUGUCCCUGUAUUGUCAUGUCAUGGGCACUCCACUCAACGAAGAAAGGAAAAACUGCUUUGCAUUCCUUAAGUCCUAUUUCUACCCAUCGGUCACCAGAAUUAAAGGUGUUUAGAAGGUUGCUGUGGAAAAGAAUAUCCAGUCAUUUGACUGGAGCAUUAAGAACGGAUAACUUCUUUCUCAUAAAAUAAUUGCUUCAGUUUGCUCCAGAUGACAUGUUUGUACAUAUUAUGUGCACUAUUUCAAUGGGAUAUAGAUUGAUGAAAACUUUAUGAUUCUUUUGUAACAAGCAUAUUUAGUUGAUUUGAUGUACAGUUUACCAAUCUACUAUUUUCUGUGGAUAAAUUGGAAAGAAAGGGGUGUGUGUGUGUGUGUGUGUGUGUGUGUGUAGGGAGGGGGAGGGGAUUAUAUCAGGUACUUACUUCUGUCAAAAUGCCAACUGUCUAAUACAUGGAAGGAUAAAUAUACCUUUGCAAAAAUAAUUGGUAAUUACUAAUUUAAUUUAUUAAGUUUACUUGGUUAACACCUCAACAGCAAAGAGUUUAACAUCUGAUGACAAACUUACAAGUUUAUUACUUGUUCAAUGUAAGAUAUUUUCUGUUACAGCUGUAUAAAAUGUUUAACAUAAUUUUUUUCAUUAAGCCGAGGAAAAUUAAUGCAAGAUGAAACUGAAUUUUUUUCCCACUUUUACAUUCAGUUUGGCACAAAUAA